This is a messenger RNA of Canis lupus familiaris (dog), 5916 nucleotides long. RefSeq names its product ER degradation enhancing alpha-mannosidase like protein 1 (gene EDEM1). Lineage: Eukaryota; Metazoa; Chordata; Mammalia; Carnivora; Canidae. Gene Ontology annotation, molecular function: calcium ion binding; mannosyl-oligosaccharide 1,2-alpha-mannosidase activity. The record is from RefSeq and is a predicted model, not a curated record. Gene Ontology annotation, biological process: carbohydrate metabolic process; mannose trimming involved in glycoprotein ERAD pathway; endoplasmic reticulum mannose trimming. Gene Ontology annotation, cellular component: endoplasmic reticulum; membrane.
GGGGCUGCGGCGCGGGUGCGGGGCGCGGGGCGCGGGGUGCGGCGGUCCGCGGGGCAGGCCCCCCGCGCUUUAAGAGAAUGCCCGCGGCGCCCGCGCGACCAUGCAAUGGCGAGCGCUCGUCCUGGGGCUGGUGCUCCUGCGGCUCGGCCUCCACGGAGUGCUGUGGCUCGUCUUCGGGCUGGGGCCCAGCAUGGGCUUCUACCAGCGCUUUCCGCUCAGCUUCGGCUUCCAGCGCCUGAGGGCCCCCGCCGGCCCCGCGCCGCCCGCCCUGGGGCCCGCCCGCCGGCCCGGGACGCCCGGGGGCCCGUCGGGGCCGUCGUGGCUGCAGGCUCCGGGCCCGGGGGCGGGGGCGGGCGGGGGCGGGGGGCGGCGGGGGCGGCCGGGGCCGGCGGUGUGCGGCCCGGCGCACUGGGGCUACGUGCUGGGCAGCCGCGGCCGCGGCCCGGACGAGUACGAGCGGCGCUACAGCGGCGCCUUCCCUCCGCAGCUGCGCGCCCAGAUGCGCGACCUGGCGCGGGGCAUGUUCGUCUUCGGCUACGACAACUACAUGGCGCACGCCUUCCCCCAGGACGAGCUCAACCCCAUCCACUGCCGCGGCCGCGGGCCUGACCGCGGGGACCCUUCAAAUCUGAACAUCAAUGAUGUCCUAGGGAAUUAUUCAUUGACUCUUGUUGAUGCGUUGGAUACUCUUGCAAUAAUGGGAAAUUCAUCUGAGUUCCAGAAAGCAGUCAAGUUAGUGAUCAACACAGUUUCAUUUGACAAAGAUUCCACCGUCCAAGUCUUUGAGGCCACAAUAAGGGUCCUAGGAAGCCUCCUUUCUGCCCACAGAAUAAUAACUGACUCCAAGCAGCCCUUUGGUGACAUGACAAUUAAGGAUUAUGAUAACGAAUUGUUGCACAUGGCUCACGAUCUGGCUGUGCGCCUCCUCCCUGCCUUUGAAAACACCAAGACAGGGAUCCCCUAUCCUCGGGUGAAUCUAAAGACAGGUGUUCCUCCUGACAGCAAUAAUGAGACGUGCACAGCAGGAGCUGGUUCCCUCCUGGUGGAAUUUGGGAUUCUGAGCCGACUCCUAGGGGACUCUACAUUUGAGUGGGUGGCCAGACGUGCUGUGAAAGCCCUUUGGAACCUGCGGAGCAAUGAUACGGGAUUAUUAGGCAACGUGGUGAACAUUCAGACAGGCCGCUGGGUUGGCAAGCAGAGCGGCUUGGGCGCCGGCCUGGACUCCUUCUAUGAAUACCUCUUGAAAUCUUACAUUCUCUUUGGAGAAAAGGAAGACCUAGAAAUGUUUAAUGCAGCAUACCGAAGUAUUCAGAACUACCUGAGAAGAGGUCGGGAAGCCUGUAAUGAAGGAGAAGGAGACCCCCCGCUGUAUGUCAAUGUGAACAUGUUCAGUGGGCAGCUGAUGAACACUUGGAUCGACUCUCUGCAGGCCUUCUUCCCCGGGCUGCAGGUUCUGAUAGGAGAUGUGGAAGAUGCCAUCUGCCUCCGCUUUUACUACGCUAUCUGGAAACGCUACGGGGCCCUCCCUGAGAGGUAUAACUGGCAGCUCCAGGCCCCCGAUGUGCUCUUCUACCCGCUGAGACCAGAGCUAGUGGAGUCUACAUAUCUCCUCUACCAGGCAACCAAGAAUCCCUUCUACCUCCAUGUAGGAAUGGAUAUUCUGCAGAGUCUGGAAAAGUACACAAAAGUCAAGUGUGGGUAUGCUACAUUGCAUCAUGUCAUAGACAAAUCCAAAGAGGACCGGAUGGAGAGCUUCUUUCUCAGUGAGACCUGUAAAUACUUGUAUCUGCUAUUUGAUGAGGAGAAUCCAGUCCACAAAUCUGGAACCAAAUACAUGUUUACAACCGAGGGACACAUUGUAUCUGUGGACAAACAUCUUCGGGAAUCUCCUUGGAAGGAAUUCUUUUCUGAAGAGGGAGGGCAGGACCCAGAGGGGAAGUCUGUGCACGGGCCUAAAUCACCCGAGAUAAAAGUCAUCAACUCCAGCUCCAAUUGCAAUCGUGUUCCUGACGAGAGGAGAUACUCCCUGCCCUUAAAGAGCAUCUAUAUGCGGCAGAUUGACCAGAUGGUUGGCUUGAUUUGAUCUACUCUCCUCUGUGUGGCCUCAUCUGAUACGGGAUGUAAACAGCUGAACCCGCGCCGUGCAGAGAUCCAGUCUGAGACAGAAGAGGAUGGAAGUCUGGCCAUCUGCAAUGAUGUAGGAAUUUCUGUCCCACUCCUCACACACACCUAACAGAAUCUUGCAUAUAUUAGUGUUUCUUUUCUGUUCAAUAAAAUGCUCUGUUUUUCUUAAGGAUAUAAUUUAAAGUAAGAAGGUACAUAGAGAUUGGCUUCUUAUGACAUGCUGGUUUUAUAAGCACAGUGUGGAUGAGGCAUCUUUGAGUGGAUCUUCAUAGCUUCACACUUUGGAAUCCAACCAGUGUGUUCCUGUCUCCGGCACUUGCUGUGACUGCAGUAUUGCUACCUCUCUGUUAGAGGACUGUGAACGAAAUUUCUGUGCGAAGGGCCUGAGGUUCAUCCCUAUUUAUUGCAUUUUGUUUUCCUUUCUCUCUCUCAUUAAACAAUUGGCUCUCCCUCACUGACGGUUUUGGAUCACACGGGGGAAUAUCAUUCAGUUAUUCAUUUGCACCGCAGGUAUCUUCACAGUGUUACAAGUUAAUUGCUUAUGAAUAGCUUUUAUCUGAAUUUCAAAAGGCAGUGUCUUAAGUUGUCACACAGCUAGGUCUUUUGGACGCUGUAUUACAUUUAUUUUGAACUUACCUGAGGAACUCUCAUAGUUCCAGAACCAGGUGCCUUUUAGAGAGAGAAAAAUACCUAAGAAUGUCUGAGCUUCCAUCUAUUUCAUAUUUACUAACCAAGGAUUCUCAAUUCUGACCGGAUUUGGGUUAGAAUUUUAUUUUGUUUUUGUUUUCUGUGUCUUGUGCCAAUUAAUUAAGUCAGGGAGAAAGAAAUGAUCAGAUGACUCUCUGGCAUCCCUGAGCCGUUUCUCUGUGUAAUACAGGCUUUAGAUUAGUGCCUUAUAUGAUUUUGGUAGGGGCUGCUGAAUGUCACAGCUGCUGCUGGGUUUUAGCAGGCAUGUUUCAUAUUGUCACAUGGUGGGACCACAGUGAAAAAGGGGAAGGGAUGAGUGUUAGUAAGGCUCUGGAAAAUUCUUGGCCAGUCCUUGCCUUCCAGCCUGAUAUUUUAAGGAAACCUGCAUUAGGAGGAAGUUGUGCUAGAAUGGCUUCUUUCUAAGAACAGAAGUGUCUCUCUUUGAACUUAGGCUGAAUGUUCAUACAGAGCAGAGGUGGAUUUGAACCCUCAGCCUGGCUUCUGUGUAACAUCUGAGGUUGAAAUGAAUCCUGGUACAAAAGGUAGAAGUCUCUUAAGAACCUCCAGCCAUACCUGUCCUGUUGCUCACCUGUCUCUGCUUGCCCACUUCAAAUGAUUUCCUGUUCAUUUUUUAAAGCCAGAAGUGUGGUCUGAGCCAUUGCAUACCAAUCAAAGGGAGAAGUUUUAUUCCUUCUUGAAAAUUUCAGUGUUACUGUGUUUUGGUUUUUGUUUUCUUUUUUAAUAGAUACAGAAUUCAGUUUUUGGUGAUUUUUAUUUUAUUUUUUAAAUUUUUUUUCUUGGUGAUUUUUAAAAAAGGGAUUUUCAGUAAUAAAUGUAUCACCUCUGUCAUUUAAAUAUUUACUAUGCAAAUUGUAAAGUAAAAUCAGAUGCUUCUGUUUUACCUUUUUUCUUUAUUUCAGAAGCAUUCUCUUUAUCAACCUUGUCUCAUCUACUGAAUAGAACAUUUUGAGAAUACUCUAUAUUUUAAGUGUUUUCAUUGACUUGGUAAAAUAAAAAUGCCUCAUUUUACUUAUGCCAUGUGCAUACAGGCACGAGUGUCCCCAUAGCUUCUGUCCAGGCACACUGAGGUGGGACCAUGAACGUCCCAUUUGGGAGGAUGGGGCACGUCAGGGAAGAAAGUGGGCCCUCCGUAUCCGUUUUCUCUCUUGUGGUCCUGCUGGAUUCUGUCUCCAGCUUCUGUGACAUCGAUAUGUAGCAUUCCAACACUACCCUCUCAUCCGGGCCCGUAACCUGUCACCUGCUCUGGCAUUCCAUCCCCCUCAUGCUCAGACCAGGGACCUGUGCCUCAGCACCACUGCCAUAAGCCAGGGGCCACAGGCUGGCAGGAGAUGUGUUCUGUAUGAGUCUCAAGCCCCCUUGACUUCUGGGCUCUGACCUGUACCAGGUGGUGAGCCUGAGGGUGAGGGCCUUACUGCAGACCAGUCCUGCUGGUUGAGCUUCUGGGCUACCUGGUCGAAAGUUUGAUGUUACCUAGCCCAUUAUCUAUGGGACUAGAGGCCCAGUAUUGUCUAGUGCCAGUCGUGAAAGGAAGGUUCUCUGAGCCAAGGUCAAAGCUUACUUGUGUUCUUUUUGGAAAUCAGAGUGUCAACACCUGUGCUGUAUCUUGCAGGACAGUUGCUGUUUCUUCUCUUCUGUGUUGCAGGAUGUCAGGUAGGGAAGGGCCAAGGAGGGGAGUGUCUUGUGCCAGGACUGCCCUGAUCCCUGAACAGAUGUCAUCCUUUGGAACAGCUGUGAGCCUGCCCCCUCCUCCAGUUCCCUGUGUAGCAAGUGUCUAGAGUCUGCUUUGGUCAACACGGGGGAAAAUAGUUUUGCAAAACUGUCGUAGAAAGCUGCCCUGCAGUUAGGCUUGGCAGAGUCUGGAUCUCCCACCACAGUUCUCAGUCAGCACAGGGCAGGCACUGCUACUUUGGGUGAUGUGACCAAGGAAGUCCAUUUCUGGAACAGUAGGUGACAAAGGAAGUGUUGGCUGGCUUCCGGAUGUGCUGGCCUUGGUGAAGAACCAGCUUCCAAUUUUCACAUCUUUCUACAGUUUGUUCCAGCUCUUCUACCCAAACUCGGUCUGUGCCUCCAAAUCCCUGGUCCCAGGCUAUCCCGGAUUCGAGGGGCACGUGCCAUCACUGAAGUCAUUGUGUGUCUAUGCACGAGGGCUGUGUCUAUGUAGGUGAAUUGUAGAGGAGGCUCUGUAUGCGAUCUGAGGGCCUGAACGUGGUUCCCCCUACCUCCCUCCCCCUCUCUCCCCUCAUUUCCCCUCCCCUCCCCCAGCAAAGAAAAAUACCCUCUUAGCUAUUUUCUUAGCUCAGUUUACCGAAUGAUUGCAAACUGUAAUCCUUUGCUUUGAAUCUUGUGGACUGAACGUCAGACAUCCUUUUCUUCUCUCUGGAGGGCUCCAGAGGUCUUUCUCUAUUGACACUUUGAAAUUGAAUGCUGGUGAAAUGGUAGGGCUGAAUGAUGGCUCUAACCAGAGUACCUGAGCAGGGACUUUUGAAGAAAAUCUUCUUCUUUCCUUUUCCAUUCCCAGACAUCCAGCUCCUUCUCUAGUGCCUCUUCCCUGCAGGGCAGGGACCCUUGUGAAAGAGGGAAGGUGGGCUGGCUGGGCUGCGCGUCCCUAGGUGUUGCAGGGCUCAGGGUUCUGUUCCUGCUGGAGUUUGGAUGUGAAUCCGGGAAAAUGUACCUGUGGACCUUCCUGAUUCAUUACCCCCUUUCCCUCUUUCUGAGAGGCAGAGAAAUAAUAUUUUUAAAAGGUAUUUUGUUUUAGUUUUAAAUGGCAAAACACAAGCUGCAUUUUUAUUUAUUAUGCACAAAAAAGGUAAAUCUGUUUUUACAAAAAAAUCUGGAGUUGGAAACUCUGGGAAAACCUAUUGAAAUAUACACAUGCUUCUCUCUCUGUAAUGUGCAAUAUGCUUUGCAACUAUAGAUGAUAUUUUAUGUUUAAUCUGUAAAUAAGAAGUGUAUUUAAAUUAAGAGGGAGCUUUUUGUAAAAGGACCAAAUGUUCUUUUAUAAAUGUACUAAGAAAUAUCUUGUUCUUUGAAAUUUAUUAGGAUUUUUAUGAGUAAUUUUUAUUAAAAGAUUCUUUUUUUUUUGAA